This is a messenger RNA of Ipomoea nil (Japanese morning glory), 1776 nucleotides long. RefSeq names its product extensin-2-like. Lineage: Eukaryota; Viridiplantae; Streptophyta; Magnoliopsida; Solanales; Convolvulaceae. The record is from RefSeq and is a predicted model, not a curated record. The transcript has 2 exons. The annotation marks the transcript as partial. Gene Ontology annotation, molecular function: structural constituent of cell wall. Gene Ontology annotation, biological process: plant-type cell wall organization.
CAUUACUCAUCACCACCACCACCUGUAAAGUCUCCUCCUCCACCAUACUACUACACCUCUCCACCACCACCCAAGAAAUCACCACCUCCUCCUUACUACUAUGUAUCUCCUCCUCCACCAAUUAAAUCACCCCCUCCUCCAUACUACUACUCUUCUCCACCCCCACCAAAAAAGUCUCAUACUCCAUACUAUUACACUUCCCCACCACCACCCAAGAAAUCCCCUCCAUCUCCCUAUUACUACACCUCACCACCACCACCAACUCAUUAUUAUCCUCCACACUAUGAUCAAUUAGUGGUUAAAGUUGUUGGAAAAGUGUACUGCUUCAAGUGUUACGAUUGGGCAUAUCCGAAGAAAUCCCAUAACAUGAAACAUCUCAAAGGUGCAAUAGUUGAAGUAACUUGUAUGGCGGAUAAAAAGAAAAUUGUGGCAUAUGGAACCACCAAGAUCAAUGGAAAGUAUAGCAUUGAAGUUAAAGGGUUUGACUACAGGAAAUACGGAGGAAAGUCAUGCAAGGCUAAACUUCACACACCACCCAAGGGUUCCAAGUGUAACAUCCCUACUAACUUUCAUACGGGCAUUAAGGGUGCUACACUAAGAAUCAAAUCAAAGACACAUUAUGAAGUUGUUCUAUAUGCAAAACCAUUUGCUUAUGCCCCAAAGACUCCUUAUGAGAAAUGUGAGAAGCCCAAACCCACCCCUAUUCCAUACUACUACAAAUCUCCCCCACCACCAACUUACUACUACAAAUCACCGCCGCCUCCUUCACCAUUGCCUAAACCAACAUAUUCAUAUAAGUCACCUCCACCACCAUCCACUUAUUACUACAAGUCUCCUCCACCCCCAUCUCCAUCACCACCACCACCAUAUUAUUACAAAUCUCCUCCUCCACCUUCACCAUCUCCUCCUCCACCUUAUUAUUAUAAAUCCCCACCUCCUCCUUCACCGUCACCUCCACCACCAUACUAUUACAGGUCUCCACCUCCUCCAUCACCAUCACCUCCACAUCUAUACUAUUAUAAGUCUCCACCACCCCCAUCCUCAUCACCACCACCACCACCCUAUUAUUACAAAUCUCCUCCUCCGCCAUCUCCUUCUCCUCCUCCACCCUACUAUUACAAGUCACCACCACCUCCAUCACCGUCACCCCCGCCACCAUACUAUUAUAAGUCUUCACCACCCACAUCUCCAUCACCACCACCACCCUACUACUACAAGUCUCCACCUCCUCCAUCACCAUCACCCCCGCCACCAUACUAUUAUAAGUCUCCACCACCCCCAUCUUCAUCACCACCACCACCCUACUACUACAAGUCUCCACCUCCUCCAUCACCAUCACCCCCGCCACCAUACUAUUAUAAGUCUCCGCCACCUCCAUCUCCAUCACCACCACCACCCUACUACUACAAGUCUCCACCUCCUCCAUCACCAUCACCCCCGCCACCAUACUAUUAUAGGUCUCCACCACCUCCAUCUCCAUCGCCACCACCACCCUACUACUACAAAUCCCCUCCUCCACCCUCACCCUCUCCUCCUCCACCCUACUAUUACAAGUCUCCACCUCCUCCGUCACCAUCACCCCCACCACCAUACUACUACAAGUCUCCACCACCACCAUCGCCAUCUCCUCCACCUCCAUACUACUAUCAAUCCCCUCCUCCACCAUCUCCUUCUCCCCCUCCACCGUAUUACUACCAUUCACCUCCCCCACCAUCCCCAUCUCCCCCUCAACCAACAUACAUUUAUGCUUCUCCACCCCCACCAACCAAGUACUAA